Messenger RNA from Trametes versicolor FP-101664 SS1, 861 nucleotides. RefSeq lists its product as uncharacterized. The transcript is spliced from 5 exons. Gene Ontology annotation, cellular component: cytosol. Gene Ontology annotation, molecular function: holo-[acyl-carrier-protein] synthase activity; magnesium ion binding. NCBI's taxonomy places the organism in Eukaryota, Fungi, Basidiomycota, Agaricomycetes, Polyporales, Polyporaceae. Bases 1 to 861 code for a protein of 286 amino acids. The record is from RefSeq and is a predicted model, not a curated record.
AUGGACUGCCCUAUUCUAGUAUGGAUGCUCUUCACCAACCGCGAGAUGACGAAGGAGGAGUACGCCAAAUGUCACGCAGUCCUGCGCGAAUGUGUGCCACAUGCACCCGUACGCAAUGCCCCAAACGAGCCUGAGACGAUGAGACAAUUGGUAGCAUAUCUCUUACCCCUGCUCAUGAUGCGUCAUCGCCGUGUCCCGCGGAACCGCUGGAGGGACCAGAUGUCCAACGUUGGGAAGCAUUGGAUAGAGCAGGCGCAUGAUAAUCCGGUCGCGGCAGCGAGCCGCGCACGCUCCAUGAUCGGGUACCAUACCUCCUACGACCAUAACCUGGUCGGGAUGGCCAUGACGCAAGGACGCCGCGAGGACGUUGUGAACAUCGGUGUCGGCAUCAAAGAACUCACUGCACCCCCAGGAAUGAGUGCCAACGACUUCGCGAUCUCUCUGUACCACAAGCUCACACCGACCGAGCAAGCCUUCAUCGCGCCCGAGCAGGGCGAGGAGAUCGUGAUGCGGCGACUAUGCCUCCUGCUCGCGCUCAAGCAGGCGUACAUCAAGGCGAUCGGGCAGCCGAUGGGCUUCGACUGGUCGCGGCUCGAGUUCAACAUCCCCGAGAAGAUCGCGACGGGCGACGGACGGCCGCUGGCUGGCUGGGAGUUCCGCGUGUGGACGGCCGAGCUGGGGUGGCCGAUUCCGGACUCGGAGGAGCACACGGAGCAGAAGUACCAGUGCGCGGUCGCGUUCUUCCGGCGCACGCGCGACACGCGCUUCAUCUGGCAGAACGACGCGAAGGAGCUCGAGUCGUGGGUGCAGUUCAUCACGCUCGACCAGCUGCUGAACGUCGCCGACAAGCUUGUUGAGUGA